AUGUCGUCCAUGAGAGAGAAGGACAAGGAAAGUAAGAAAAGAGAGAUGAAAAUUCUGAGGAAUGAGCAGAAGAGAGAGAGAGAGAAGGAGUUGGCAAGAGAGAGGGCUCUUGAGGAAAAGAUGAAGGUGGAAAGAGAGAAAAGAGAAAAAGAGGAAAGGAGAGGAAAGGAGAAAGAGAGGAAACAGGAGAGAAGGAGAGAAAAAGAGAUGAAAAGAGGGGAGAAACAAACGUGGAGAAACGAGAGGCGAACUCUGGUUCCAAUUCGAGGGCUGAGAUGCCGCCUUGAGACUGUGUGGGUAUGUGUGUAUGCGAAUGAUGAAGGGGUAGUCGCUUCGGAGCUUUGGGGGUUCGAAGGGGAGACUCAAGAAUCUCAACCUUUAUUUGGAUUUAAGUAA
Messenger RNA from Belonocnema kinseyi, 396 nucleotides. RefSeq lists its product as uncharacterized. The record is from RefSeq and is a predicted model, not a curated record. Bases 1 to 396 code for a protein of 131 amino acids. Lineage: Eukaryota; Metazoa; Arthropoda; Insecta; Hymenoptera; Cynipidae. The transcript has a single exon.